GCUUCCGGCCGCGCCCGGGGCUGAGCGGGAGCAGCGGCCGGGAACGGACCGGGAGUGAACCGGGAACAAACUGGGAACGGGGCGGCAGCCCAGGGAGAAGGAAGAUGGAAAGCACCCCCGUCCUGCUGGAGUCCAAGUCCUCCCCCAUCAACCUGCUGAACGAGAUGCAGCAGCUGCGGCUGCUGGGCCACCUGUGCGACGUCACCGUCAGCGUGGAGUACCAGGGCGUGCGCGCCGAGUUCCCGGCGCACAAGGCCGUGCUGGCCGCCACCAGCAAGUUCUUCAAGGAGGUUUUCCUCAACGAGGAGCCCGUGGGCGGCCCCCGCAGCAACGUGAUCCUCAACGAGGUGCGCGUGGCGGAUUUCGCCUCCUUCCUGGAGUUCGUCUACACGGCGCGCGUGGAGGUGGAGGAGGACAGGGUGCAGCGCAUGCUGGAGAUCGCCGAGAAGCUCAAGUGCCUGGAUCUCUCCGAGACUUGCUUCCAGCUGAAGAGGCAGAUGCUGGAGUCCGUGCUGCUGGAGCUGCAGAACUUCUCGGAGUCGCAGAAUUCCGAGGAGGAGAGCGCCGCCCGCCCCGGCGCCGUGCCCGCGGCCAAGGCCGAGCGGGAUCCCCCGGAUUGUUCCGGAGCGUCUCCCGAGGGGCCGGCUGCCAAGGCCAAGGAGAAGGCGGACAAAAAGAAGGAAGCGCUGAAGGCUCCUUACACCAAGAUCCGCAGGGCGAGCGGGCGGCUGGCCGGCAGGAAGGUGUUCGUGGAGAUCCCCAAGAAGAAAUACACGCGGAGGCUGCGGGAGCAGCAGCGGAACGCCGAGGAGGAAAAGCAGCCCAAGGGCGAGGAGGGAGAGCGGGAGCAGGAGGAGAACUCCAGCCAACCCGAGGCGGCCUCCCAGGAAAACCCCGCCAAGGGCGAGGAGGAGGAGGAGGAGGAGGAGGAGAAGAAGAAGCGCGGCGGCGCCUUCAAGUGCGGCACGUGCCAGAAGGAGUUCCUGUACGAGAAGAGCUUCCUGAAGCACAUCCAGCAGAGCCACGGCAUCGCCUCGGCGCUGGAGUUCCGCUGCGAGACGUGCGCGCAGACCUUCGCCAACCGCUGCAACCUGCGCAGCCACCAGCGGCACGUGCACAGCAGCGAGCGCCGCUUCCCCUGCGAGCUCUGCGCCAAGCGCUUCAAGAGGAAGAAGGACGUCAAGAGGCACGUGCUGCAGGUGCACGAGGGCGGCGGCGAGCGCCACCAGUGCCACCAGUGCGGCAAGGGGCUCAGCUCCCGCACGGCGCUGCGGCUGCACGAGCGCACGCACACGGGGCACAAGCCCUACGGCUGCCCCGAGUGCCAGGCUAAGUUCUCGCAGCCCUCGGCGCUGAAAACGCACAUGAGGAUCCACACGGGGGAGAAGCCCUUUGUGUGUGAUGAGUGUGGGGCCCGCUUCACCCAGAACCACAUGCUCAUCUACCACAGGCGCUGCCACACAGGGGAAAGGCCUUUCAUGUGUGAAACCUGUGGGAAGAGCUUUGCCUCCAAGGAAUACUUGAAACACCACAACCGGAUCCACACGGGAUCCAAGCCCUUCAAAUGUGAGGUUUGCUUCCGGACCUUUGCCCAGAGGAAUUCCCUGUACCAGCACAUCAAAGUCCACACAGGGGAGCGGCCGUACUGCUGUGACCAGUGCGGGAAGCAGUUCACGCAGCUGAACGCGCUGCAGCGGCACCACCGCAUCCACACCGGCGAGAAGCCCUUCAUGUGCAACGCCUGCGGCCGCACCUUCACCGACAAAUCCACCCUGCGCCGGCACACCUCGAUCCAUGACAAAAACACCCCCUGGAAAUCCUUCCUCGUCAUCGUGGAAGGAGCCGCAAAGAACGACGAGGGGCACAAAACGGAGCUUCCUGAUGAGGAAUACGAGGUGUCCCCCAAAAUCCCGGAAAAGCUGCUGUCCUUCCCAGAGAACAGCCCCUACCAGAGCCUGGCAGCAGUCCCAGGAAGUGGGAAUUCCAGCACGGACUGUAAGGCCUCUGGAGCACAGGAGUCCCUGCUGGGAGAGCUCACUGUGCUCCACACGCAGACGGACUCUGGGCAGCCCCAGCUCCAUGCCCUGGUGAACAUGGAAUAAUUUGGGAUUGCCUCCUGCUCCUUAGGCUGCACCCCUUGUACAGUCCUUGGCCUGAGGGAGGCUGGUGGUGGGAAGCUGGGAAAGUGUGGGUUUCCAGCUUUCCUCUGGAAAUUCCUUCCCCAGCUCCAUCUCCUGAUGGUCGGGCAGGGUGGCACCACACCAGGGAAUUAGUGGGAGUUGAUCCCCUAGGAAUUCAGGGGGUGGCUCAGGUACCUUGGUGGUGCAGGUUUGUUUUCCAGGGAAUUCAAUGCCACAUGGACAAUCAGGAGAACCGAUGUUUCUCUAUGACAUUUGCUAUGUUUUCCCCAGUGGAAUUUCAUCCAGGAGAAGUCUGGCUAAAUUUGCUUUUCAGGAAAUGUUGGUUUCUCUCUGCUUUUGCCAAAGAUCCCAACGAGUGGGAGCAGCUUUGGAGUUUCAUUCCAGGAGUUUGGAGUCUCUGAGCAGCAAAAAGGGGCAGGUGGCAGCCAAGUGCUGCUUCCUUGGUUUUACAAUUGCAGGGAAACUGGAGCAGUCUGGCACUUGGAUCCUGUCAGUUCUCACCUUCCAGCUGCUCCAGCUCCCAUGGAAUUCGGAGAACAAGACAUCUCCUAGAGCUGUGCUGGAAGGGGCUCAGUUCAGAGGCUUUUCCUGCUCCAUUUUUAGUGGAAUAGGAUUUGAGGGAUUUCCCCUGGGCAGGGAAGGAGCCUUGGAGUGUUGUUCCAGCUGGGCUGACUCCUGGUUUUUCACAACAGCAGCUCAGUGUGCUAUGGUUUAAUGCCUCAAACCUUGGGAUGGGCUUCCCAGUGUAAAAACCCACUUGUCCCAUUCUUUUUCCCAUUUUUUUUUGCCUGUUCCUGUAGUAUUCCCACAGCAGUUCCUCAGCCGAAGCUGUGAGCAGAACUUUGGGAAAGGUAAGCACAAUCCAGCCUGGUGAGAUCCAGCAAUAAAGACCCCCCCCCACCUGUGGCACAGAGCUAUUUUUUGGGAUAAAGGGAUGGCAGAGGCUUUCUCAUGGAACUCUAAGAUAGAAAAAAGGGAAUUUUUGUACCAGAGGACAUUUCCAAGAGGUUAUAUUUGAGAUAUUUAUUCCUGCUGGAGCUCAGUUAUUCCCAAUGGAAGGAAAGGGGUUGUAGAUAUAUUUAAGGGCUGAGCGCUGGGAUCUGGAGCCGGGGAAUGUUUUGUAAGUGAGUUACUUGUUUGAGCUGUUCCUAAUAAAAUAUGGAAUAUGGA
Zonotrichia leucophrys gambelii is the source of this 3311-nucleotide messenger RNA. RefSeq names its product GDNF inducible zinc finger protein 1 (gene GZF1). Gene Ontology annotation, biological process: regulation of DNA-templated transcription. Bases 105 to 2102 code for a protein of 665 amino acids. Gene Ontology annotation, molecular function: RNA polymerase II cis-regulatory region sequence-specific DNA binding; protein binding; DNA-binding transcription factor activity, RNA polymerase II-specific. The record is from RefSeq and is a predicted model, not a curated record. Lineage: Eukaryota; Metazoa; Chordata; Aves; Passeriformes; Passerellidae. The transcript has 6 exons.